This is a messenger RNA of Hansenula anomala, 1350 nucleotides long. RefSeq lists its product as uncharacterized. The transcript has a single exon. Gene Ontology annotation, biological process: amino acid transmembrane transport. Lineage: Eukaryota; Fungi; Ascomycota; Saccharomycetes; Phaffomycetales; Wickerhamomycetaceae. The annotation marks the transcript as partial. Gene Ontology annotation, cellular component: membrane. The record is from RefSeq and is a predicted model, not a curated record. Gene Ontology annotation, molecular function: L-amino acid transmembrane transporter activity.
CUAGGCGUAUUUGCAUGCAUGUCUCUCAUAAUUAACAAAAUGAUUGGUACGGGAAUUUUCAGCACACCAGCAUUAAUUUUUUAUCUUUGUGGUAAUAUAGGGACGAGUUUAAUCCUAUGGCUCAUUGGAGGGAUUGUUACAUUUUGUGGACUUAGUGUAUAUUUAGAAUUUGGGUUAGAAUUACCGUUUAAUGGAGGUGAGAAAAAUUAUUUACAACGGGUUUUCACGAGGCCUAGGAAAUUGAUUGAUUGUGUUUAUGCUGCACAGAUUGUAUUGUUGGGGUUUAGUUCUGGGAAUUCAUAUGCUUUUGGGAAAUAUGUAUUGUUUGCUAUGACUGGGAAGAGGGAUGGUGAGGAUGAUUGGAUUUCAAGGGUUAUUGGAGUUGGUGUUAUAACGUUUGCAAUUUAUUUACAUGUUUUUCAUUCAGGGUUGAGUACUAGGAUUUUCACUAUAUUGGGGUUUAUUAAAGUGUUUAUAUUGGCAUUGAUUAUAUCUUUGGGGUUUCUUGUGUUUGUUGGAUUGAUUGAUAUUGAUCAAAAUGAUAAUUUUUCAAACAUUUGGUUAAAUUAUGAUGGAUUUUCAGGUAAUUCAUAUAAUUUAUCUGUGGGUUUAUUACAAGUUAUUUAUUCAUUUAAAGGAUGGGAGAAUGCAAAUUAUGUAUUAUCAGAGAUUAAAAAUCCACACAAGACAUUAAAGAUUUCAGCACCAUUAUCAGUUUUAUUAACAACAGGGUUAUAUUUCUUAGUUAUAUUAUCAUAUUACUUGGUUAUUCCUAAAGAGGAGUUUAAAAGUUCAGGUGUGUUAAUUGCAGGAGUUUUCUUUAACAAGAUAUUUGGAGAAUCUAUUACAUCUAGGGUAUUACCAAUUAUGAUUUCCUUAUCAAAUCUAGGUAAUGUAUUUGCAGUUUCAUUUUCACAUUCAAGGAUUAAUCAAGAAUUGGCUAAAGAAUCACUAUUACCAUAUUCUAAAUGGUUAUCGCAUUUGCCAAAUUCGAUGUUUUUACAUUGGUUAGUCACAGUGUUGGUGUUGAUAUUACCACCUAAUGGAGAUGUUUAUCAAUUUGUUGUCAAUUUAUAUUCAUAUCCAGGGACAUGGAUCAAUAUUUUGGUUACUCUGGGGUUGUUUUAUCUACAAUAUAAUCGGGUAAAGGAAGGAUGGGGUUGUAAAGAUGAAGAGCAUAGAUGGCAUUCGUAUUGGGCUGUUAGCUUUGUUUUCUUGAUGGCCAAUGUGUUUUUAGCAGUGUUUCCAUUUGUGCCACCGCCAGUGCUCAGUGACAAUGGGUAUCCUUACUUCGUGUUCCCAGUGACAGGUGUCAGUGUGCUGCUGAGCGGUGGUGUGUAUUGGGCGGUG